Molecule: messenger RNA, 12279 nt
Organism: Ceutorhynchus assimilis (cabbage seed weevil)
Lineage: Eukaryota; Metazoa; Arthropoda; Insecta; Coleoptera; Curculionidae
Source: the annotation of a GenBank genome assembly
UGUUAACAAACGUUCGUGCGCGAUAAGACUCAACAAGAAUUUUUCAAUAAUAGCUGUGUUUUAAUUUGGACUGCAAAUAGCAGAAUAUGGCUGAAUCGCGAGCAGCAACUUCACGGCAGUUUUCACAUGCUGGUUCUCUACAGUAUGAAACCAGCGCAAGCUACACAUUCCAAAAUAGAUCCAACAUGAGUCAAAGGGAUGAAGUGCAAAAAUUCGAGCAGGGUCGUAUCAAGGUCCUACAAGAAGAACGACUCCACAUACAAAAGAAAACUUUCACAAAAUGGAUGAAUUCAUUCUUACAAAAGGUGCGUAUGGAAGUAGAAGAUUUAUUUGUCGAUCUAGCAGAUGGAAGAAAACUACUCAAACUUCUUGAAAUAAUAUCUGGGGAAAAAUUAGCAAAACCGAACAAUGGAAAAAUGCGGGUGCACAAAAUCGAAAACGUCAAUAAAAGUUUGGCUUUUUUGCACACCAAAGUCCGAUUGGAAAGUAUCGGUGCCGAGGACAUUGUAGACGGCAAUCCCCGCUUGAUACUAGGCCUAAUUUGGACGAUAAUUUUGAGAUUUCAAAUUCAAGAAAUCGAAAUUCAAUUGGACGAAGAAAAUGAGAGUUCGGAGAAAAAAUCGGCUAAAGACGCCCUUCUUUUGUGGGCUCAAAGAAAAACGAACGGCUACCAAGGCGUAGAAAUCAAAGACUUUUCGAGCUCGUGGAGGACCGGACUCGCUUUCAAUGCCCUCAUCCAUUCUCACAGGCCGGAUUUGUUUGACUACAAUCGUUUGCCUGGCGGUAAAAAUAUUGACAACCUUAACCAUGCCUUUGACGUGGCAAACAACGAGUUGGGUAUACCCAGCUUGUUGGACGCCGAAGAUGUGGACACGUCCCGACCGGACGAGAAAAGUAUUAUGACGUAUGUGGCCUCAUAUUAUCACACGUUCGCCCGAAUGAAAAAUGAAGAAAAAUCUGGACGAAGAAUAGCAAAGAUUGUUAGUCAAAUGGUUGAAGCAGACAAAAUGAAAAUCAACUAUGACCGUCUCACAACCGACUUACUUGAUUGGAUAAAUUUGAAAAUUGUAGAAUUGAAAGACAGAAACUUUGCCAAUUCCUUGGAGGGUAUCCAAAGUUUACUGCUAGCAUUCGGCCAAUAUAGAACUCAAGAAAAACCACCAAAAUAUAUAGAAAGAAGCGAAAUUGAGGCGUUAUAUUUCAACAUAAACACCCAGCUCAAAGAAUUGAGGCAACCAAUGUUCAACCCAGCAGAUGGUAAAUUGGUGCAGGAUAUUGAACGGGCAUGGGAUAUACUUGAAAAAGCCGAACAUAGUAGAGAGGUGGCUUUAAGAAAUGAAUUAUUGAGACAGCAGCGACUAGAACAUUUAAAUUACAAGUUCGAAAAAAAAAGCAUCCUCAGAGAAGGCUACCUGAAGGAAAUGAUACAAGUUUUAUCUGAUGCGCGUUACGGUUCUAACUUGGCUCAAGUGGAUGCUACAGUAAAAAAACAUGAAGCAAUAAGCGCCGAUAUUUUGGCUAGAGAAGAACGUGUCCAUGAUCUAACCCAAAUGUGUAAAGAACUGGUUGGAGAAAAAUAUAGAAACUCAGAAAAAGUAAAAGCCAGAGAAGCAGUUAUAUUGCAGCAAUGGCGUGAUCUGAUAGCCUUGUUGGAAAAACACAAGGCCAAUCUAAAUCGAAUGGGUGCUAUUAUGGCCAUUUUGAGAGAAAUCGAUACUACUCUGGCCAGCAUAGAACAACUCAAAAUUGACUUGUCUUCUACAGAUAUUGGCAUACACUUGAUGGCCGUCGAGGACUUGUUGCAGAGGCACGCUUUGCAGGAAUUACAAGUUUCCAGCAUGGGAGAAAGCGAACGCAAACUGAUCAGAUCUGGGGAACAAAUUGCUGCUCAAAAUCCCAAAGAAGCGGAUAUAUUGAAGAAGAAAUUGGCAGAUUUGUCAGAGGCUUACAAAGAGCUUAAGGAUGUAAGUGCUCAAAGAAAAGCCAUCCUGGAAGAAGCCAGGAAUUUUUACCAAUUCAUCCAGGACCAAGAGGACGAAGAAGCUUGGCUUAUUGAAAAGCAGAGAAUAUGCCAGGCGGGUAUAACAGCCAAGGAUUUGCGAGGCGUCGUCUCGUUGCAACAGAAACACAAGGUUUUAGUAGACGAGAUUAAACGAAGACGCAACAAGUUUGACCAAUUAGGAGCUACUGGUAUACAGUUGAUCGAAGAAAAACAUCCCAGAUCAAUAGAAAUUGAACAACUAAUGGAACGUAACAAAAACGCUUGGAUAUUGGUGGAAAAAUUGGCACUCGAACGUACAAAGCAACUGCAAGACGCCGUCGAAGCGUACCAAUUCUAUGCGGACGCAAACGAGGCGGAAUCUUGGUUUUUGGAGAAAGAAUCUAUUCUAGCUUCGAAAGACUUGGGCUCUGACGAACCUAGUGCCGCUUCGUUAUUGCAGAGACACAAAGACCUCGAAGGAGAAUUGAAUGCUUACCAAGGCGACAUUCAAAGUUUGAAUUUACAGGCCAAUGGGCUAAUCGAGGCUGGCAUUUCCAAUUUGGACUUGAACGCUGAACUUGAUGUGGAUCAUGUUGAUGAUGUUCAAUAUGAAAUGAGAAUGAUUGCAACCGAAGUUUACGUAGACGAACCAGUAGAAAAAGUUGAAUAUAAAAAUAUUGUAGAAGAAAGAAAAGUGCCUCAAGUCCGAGCUUUAUAUCCGUUCAGCGACCACGGCUUGACAAUGGUCAAAGGCGAAGUUAUGUUUCUGUUAAACAAAAGUAAUCCGGAUUGGUGGUGCGUGAGAAAAGCUGACGGUGCUGACGGCUUUGCACCAGCAAAUUAUGUAGUAGAAAUCGAACCGCGAAUAAUCCAAGUAACCGUACGCAAACCAGAAACAGUGAGAACUGUUCAAAAGGUAAAAAAGACCAAAAUGGUCAAGACUAAAGUGCCCAUCAAAGUACGUCGACCACCCCGUCCGACCAAAAGGAAGAUGGACGACAACAAUAGUGUACCCAAAAGACAAAAGCAAUUGAAUGACACGUACACACGAUUGCAAGAAAUGGCCAUAGCCAGGAGAGCCUUACUAGAAGAUGCCAUCAGAUUAUUCAGAUUUUUCAGAGAAUGUGAUGACUUUGAAAGAUGGAUCAGGGAUAAAGAGAAGAUGUUGUCUGUUGAUGAUCCCAACGAUAGUGUUUUACAGGCAAAGAGAAAGUAUGAGAAAUUUGUAACUGAUCUCUCAGCCAGUACAAAACGAAUGGACGAGCUCGAAAGAGAAGUCAAAGAAUUUGAAAGGCAGAAUCACUCACAAAUCGACAAACUCCGUGCCAGAUUCCGUCAAAUUCAACUCGCCUGGCAAAAACUGAACCGACUUAAGGCCACCAAAGAAAAAAGUCUGGAGGGUGCCAGUAGUGUAGAAUUGUAUAACAAACUGUGCGAAGAAGCCAGAGACUGGAUGCUGGAAAAAAUGAUGCAGCUGGAAAGUGACGUUUUAGGGCACGAUUUGAAGACUGUCCAAGCGUUGCAACGCCGACAUGACAAUUUGGAAAGAGAAUUGGCUCCUGUUGAAGAAAAGGUCAAUAAAGUCACUCUGUUAGCCAACGACGUUCAAGCGCAAUAUCCUUCAGAAAGGCACAACGUGUCUCAAAAGCAAAGAGAAAUUGACGCUCUUUGGGCUAAAGUUAAAGAAAAAGCUGUGGAUCGAAGAGCUCGAUUAGAAGAUGCAGUCGGCCAGCAAAUAUUUACAAAUGGAGCCAAAGAACUACUCAAAUGGAUUGCCGACGUUAAGGACAGACUAAACGCUGACAAUUUAGUCAAAGAUGUGCAAACGGCACAGACACUUUUGAAAAACCAUCAAGAUUUGAGGGCGGAAAUCAAAACGAAAGACGACGAGUUCAAACAGCUCAUGGAGUUGGGUCUACAGCUACUCAAAACAAAUCCAGAACUACACCAAGUCAAAGACUUCAUUGACCGCUUGGAAGCGGAACAAGCGGCAAUUUCACGAGGAUGGCAUGAAAAAGAACAUUGGUUGCAACAGUGUCUCAGACUACAAGAAUUUAAUAAGGAAGCUGACAAUAUUGACGCUGUCACUUCAGCACAUUUGGCAUUCCUUGAAUUUUCUGAUCUUGGAAACUCCCUGGACGAAGUCGAGGCCUUACAAAAGCAACAUAGAGCUUUUGCCAAUACCCUUUCUGCCCAGGAUGAACGGCUUGCUGCUUUUGUAAAACGCGCCGAUGCCUUGAUUGCAGAACAACAUUAUGACAGUCAAGGAAUUGCGACAAGACGUGAUCAGGUCCUCGAAAGACGUCAAGCCGUGAAAGCGGCCAGUCAGCAACGCGCCAACGCGCUGGACGCCUCCAAAAACUAUCAAGAAUUCUGCGCCGAAGCCCACGAUCUUCAAGUUUGGCUGGCGGAAAAACAAAAAACCGCGUCCGACGAAAGCUAUCGCGACCUCAACAAUUUGGAAAGAAAACUGCAAAAGCACGAAGCGUUCGAACGAGAACUGAGAGCCAAUGAAGGUCAGUUGAGAAGCGUCACUAAACUGGGCUCUUCCCUAAUGGCUCAAGGUAGUUACCAAAAAGACGAAGUGGCUUUGAUAUUGCAGCAACUUAAUGAUUCCUGGAAAAAUUUGGUUGGUGUUUCAUUGGAAAAGGGCAAGCGUUUACGUCAAGCGGAAGCUCAAGAAAACUACAACAGCGCUGUGGACGAUGUCAAAUGUAAACUUGAUGAAAUUGAUGGGGCUUUGAGGAGUUCAAAUGUUGGAGUUGAUCUUCGGUCUUGCCGGGAUCUGUUGAAAAAACAUGAGGCCCUGGAAAUUGAGCUACAUCAAGUAGAAAAUAGAGUCAAAGAUUUAGUUGUUCAAAGCCACGAUAUGAGCGACGAAGGCCAUUUUGAUUCAGAAACGAUUCGCCAAAACGCCUUGGUAAGUCACGAAAGACUUAAACAAUUGGAGACACCUGCAAAGGCACGACAUGCAGCUUUAGAAGAAGCUUUAAGAUUUUACAAAUUCGGUUUUGAAAUCGACUCAGAAAUACAGUGGAUCAACGAACACAUGCCUCUGGCGACUUCAGAAGAGGUCGGCAAUAGUUUACAUCAAGCACAAAAUUUCCACAAAAAAAAUAAAAAGUUGCAAGCAGAAAUUGUUGGCCAUCAAGCUGUGAUCGAUAAGGUUUUGAAUAAUGGACAAGCUUUGAUUGAUCAAAAACAUCCUGAAAGAGCAAAUAUUAAACAACUCUGUGACAAAUUGCGAACAACGUGGGCGGAAUUGGAAGGGAACGCCAAUAAAAGAGGCAGCAAACUGGAUCUUUCCCUUAAAGCCCAACAAUAUUUCUUUGAAGCUAGCGAAGUGGAAUCGUGGCUGAACGAAAAAGCUAAUAUUUUGGAUAGCAGUGAUUAUGGAAGAGAUAGAGAUUCUGCUACAAAACUUUUGACAAAACACAAAGCUCUGGAACUAGAACUAGAUACCUACAAUAAUAUAAUCUCAGAAAUGGGUCAUGGUGCUCAAGCUAUGGUCAAAUCAGGACAUCCUGAUUCAAAAUUAAUUUCUGAAAGACAAGCCAGCCUGGAACGUUUAGUCAGAUCUUUGCAAAGGAAGGCGGCUAUUAGACAAAACAGGCUCAUGGAGUCCUUGUUUGGCCACGAGUAUUUUGUGGAAUCUGGCGAACUGGAAAGCUGGAUAGCUGAAAAUCUUCAGCAUGCCUCUUCAGAAGACUACGGUCAAGAUUAUGAACAUUUAUUGCUUUUGAAAAACAAAUUCGACGAUCUGAAGCAUAAAAUCGAAGGUGGCUCAGACAGAUACAAACAAUGUGAAUCUUUAGCUCAGAAACUUUUGGCCAACGAAAGUCCCUACAGUUCAGAAAUCCAAACAAUACAGGCUCAACUAGAACAAUCCUGGAACAAUCUCCACGAGCAAGUAAAAAAACGUGAAGAGCGUCUGAACGCUGCCGGAGAAAUUCAUCGUUUUCAUCGCGAUGUGGCUGAAGCAUUGCAGCGGAUCCACGCUAAAAACGCCGCGCUCGGUACAGAUCUUGGUCGCGACCUCAACUCUGCGCUCACUCUGUAUAGAAAGCACGAAGCUUUCGAAAAUGAACUAGUCGUUUUAGAGGCGCAGCUGCAAGUGCUCGUCCUGGACGCCUCCAAGCUGCAACAAGUAUAUCCGACAAAUAAAAAUAAAAUCCAGCAACAGCAAGCGUUGGUAGUGGAAGCGUGGAAUGGGUUGAAAGAACGCGCCGAUUUGCGGAAAGAUCAACUUCAAGCGAGUAUCGAUCUUCAAAAAUUCUUGGCACAAGUCAGAGAUUUGACCAAUUGGGCAACUAAUCUACGGUUAUCGAUGAAUGCUGAGGAACAUGUCAGAAGUGCUGCUAGGGCUCAACUACUAAAAAGUGAGCACGAAGCUCUGAAAGGCGAAAUAGAAGCUAGAGAAGUCGAUUUUCAAGCUACCGCUGAUAAUCUAGCAGCUAUGGAACAAACUGGUCACUAUGCGGCAACUGAAGCUGUAGAAAGAUACAAAAAUUUGAUUAAGGAGCGUGAAAACUUACACACCGCUUGGCAGUUGAAAAAAAUCCAUUUGGAUCAAUUAAGCGACUUGCAUAUAUUCCUUAGAGAAGCCAAGUUGCUCGAAGAUGCCACUAACACGCAAGAAGCAGCUUUGAGUAAAUCUGAUUUUGGAGAAACUGUUGAGGAAGUUGCCAAUCAAUUAAAAAAACACGAAGCUUUUGAAAAACUUGUUACACAUCAAGAUAAAAAUUUGGAAGCCCUUAUGCAAUCAGGCAACAAGCUACUCAACCAAGAUCAUUACGAAAGCAAGCAAAUUGCCCAAGUAUUAUCCGAAAUUCAAACGAAAAGACAUCGCGUGCAUCAACUAUGUGCUCAAAGAAAGUCCCUGCUCCUCGAUGCCCUGCUUUACGCAGAAUUCAUUAGAGACGUUUCUGAAGCAAUGAAUUGGAUUGCGGAAAAACAAAAAAAAAUGGAUGUAGAAGGAAAAAUGAGCGAUAACAUGAACAUCGCAGAAAAAAUCAAAAUACUACAAAAACACCAAGCGUUCCACGCGGAAGUUUCCGCCAACAUUGGUAGAAUCGAAGAAGUACAAGGCAACGGCGAAAAAUUGAUUGCCAAAAGGCACAAAGCCAGUCCAGAAAUUCAAAAACAACUUAACGAACUACAAAUAGUUUGGGCCCAUUUCAUGCAAGAAGUUAACCAUAGAAAUAGAGGCCUCGAAGAAGCCCAAGACAUUCUUAAUUUCACCAAUAUGCUUGAAAAAUUAGAAGCUUGGAUUAGAGACAAAGAAGUAAUGAUUCAAGCAGGAGAUACAGGAAGGGACUAUGAACAUUGUCAGCUUCUACAAAGAAAAUUAGAUGAUGUCGAUAGCGAUAUGAGAGUCGACGAUGCUAAAAUAAAAAAUAUCAGCUCUCUGGCUGAUAAGUUAGCACGUCAAGGUCAAAUGGGAGUAGUCGAAAGACGAAACGCAUUCAUAGCCAAAUGGCAUUCUCUUCAAGGAGCUUUGGACGAUUAUAGAGCCAAAUUAGCAGCUGCUUUGGAAAUUCACUUAUUCGACCGGGACGUCGCCGAUACUAUUGAACGUUUACAAGAAAAAUCCAAAGCGAUGGAUGUGGAUGAUAUUGGAAAAAAUCUUUCAGCCGUAGAAGCUUUACAGAGAAAACAAGACGCUUUAGAAAUAGAGGUUACUGCUGUCCAGAAGAAGAUACAUGACGAUCAUCAAGUAGUUGCUUUGGAUUUAAGUCAAAAGCAUUCUCACAGUGCCAGUCAUUUGGAAGACAAACUUCAAAUUUUAGAAAGUUUACUUGUAACAUUACACGCAGUAAAGCAAAAACGUAGAGAACAAUUAGCGAUAGCUUAUUUCCAAGAGAAAUUCAAAGCCGAUGUUAAAGAUUUAGACGUUUGGGUAACUGAAACCAUCAAAAGGAUGGAAGCUUAUGAUAAGCCUAACAGUGUAAGUGAUGCAGAAGCCCAUCUAGAACUACAUAAUGAAUUAAGAGCGGAAAUUAACGGACGUCAUGAAGCUUUCAAAACUUUGAUAGAAACGGGAAAAGAUUCGCCACAAAAAAACAAUCCUAUAAUUGUUGAUAAUAUUGCCAAAUUAAAGCAGUUGCAAGAGAACAUUGAAAGUUCUUGGGAACAAACCAAACACGAACUGGAACACGAAUACGAUAUACAGAUAUUCAAAGAGCAAGCUAAUCAAUUGAAUAAUUGGUUUGCUACUAAAGAAGCCUUCUUGAAUAAUGAUGAUGUAGGUGAUACUCCGAGAAGUGUUGAAAUCUUACUAAGAAAACAUGCUGAUUUUGAAGUGAUGCUGGAAAAACAAUUAGUAAGAGUUGAAGAAAUAACUGCUGCAGCUCAGAAAAUAUUAAUCGUCAAACCAAGCUCUGAGGUAAAGGACAAAUUAAAUACAAUAAUUAGCCGAAAAAAUCGCUUAUUAAGUAAAACCAGCGAAAGAAAAGAAACAUUAAGCAAAUCGAAAUCAUUGCAGCAAUUUUUGCACAAUGUCAGCGACGUCGAAAUCUGGCUGAACCAAAAACUGACUGUGGCUGGUGAUGAAAGUUACAGAGACCCCAGCAACCUACAGAACAAAAUUCAAAAACACGCGACAUUCGAAGCUGAAGUAAUGGCUAGCGGAGAACGUAUUCAAAUUGUUGUCGAAGAAGGUAAAGAACUAAUAACUUCCAAUCAUUAUGCCGCUACUGAAAUAGCUAUACGAUUAGAUGAAUUAGAAAAUGAUUGGAAACAUCUACAAGAGUUGUCUAAUCUCAAACGUGACAGGCUAAAUGAAGCCUAUCAGGCAUUGCUAUUUAAUAGAUCGUUGGAGGAAUUCGACGGUUGGCUCAAUGAAGUCGAAGUGCAAGUAAAUUCAGUCGAAACGGGCAAAGAUUUGGCAUCUGUUAACAAUUUUCUCAAACGUCAUAUUGCUUUGGAACAGGACAUUCAACAGCAUUCUGAAAAUUGCGAUCAAAUUCACGAAGCCUCAGAGCAAUUCGUAAAAAGUGGUCACUUUAUGGCUGAUGAAAUUAAAGAAAAUGCGGAAGCUGUUAUUACAAGAUAUCAUCAUUUGAAAGAACCUCUUCAAGUCCGUCGAGACCUUCUAGAAUCCUCAAGUAUGCUUCUUCAAUUUACUAGAGACGUAGAGGAUGAAGUUCAGUGGCUCACCGAAAAAGAAAGAUUAUGUUCUUCUCCUGAUUUAGGGCUCAAUUUGGCCGCAGUACAAAGUUUGCACAAAAAACAUCAGGUGAUAGAAGCAGAAUUAGCAGCUAGAGAGCCUAUUGUCGCCAAUUUGGUCAGCAGAGCGACAAAUUUAACGCGAUCCAAUCAUCCUUUGUCGCACAUUAUUAAGGAGAAAGCCGGUCAAGUCAAAUUACAGUUGGCACAAGUAAGGGAUUUAGCUAGUAUUAGAAAACUGAGGCUGCAAGACGCUCUUGAGGCGCACUUGUUCUAUCAAGAAGUCAUAGAAGCUCUUACAUGGAUAAAAGAAAAGCGGCCUUUCUUGGCUUCUAGAGAGGUGGGUAAGGAUGAGGAUACUGCUCAGUCUUUGCAAAGAAAACUGGAAGUCUUGUCGCUAGAAAUAAAAGCGUUCAAAUCCAAUAUCGAUAAACUCGGUAAGACUGCCGAUCACCUUAUUGAGAGAGAACAUUUUGAUUCUGAGACUAUUGCUCAAAAAAAGAUUCAACUUGAAAGUGAGUUUAAUGAUCUAAGAAAGUUAGUAUCUGAACGAGAAGUGCGGUUAAGCGAAGCUUUACAAUAUUUCGGUUUCAUUCACGAAUGCACUGACGUCAAAGACUGGAUGCGAGACCAAACAAAUAAAGCCGACUCCGAGGAGUACGGCAACGACUUGGAACACGUCGAACUGUUGAUUCAGGCGUUCGACACUUUCCACGCCAGUUUGUUAAACAGCGAACCUAGAUUAGUCCAGUGCAUAGAAAACGGAAACGCAAUUAUCAAUGCAAAGAGCAGCUACAGUUCGGAAGUGCAACAAAAAGUUAGCGAGUUGAAAGGCAGCUGGGAUGAUUUGAUCGAACUUGCUAAUGCAAGAAAAGAGGCUUUGAAUGGUGCUAAACAGGUGCAUUUGUUCGAUAGAACCGCAGAAGAAAUUAUAUCCUGGAUUCAAGAGAAAGAGUCUGACCUUAUUUAUGGGGCUUACGUUCAAGACUCUGAGGCGAUCGAAAAAUUAAUGAGGAAACACCAAGCCUUGGAAAGUGAAAUGAAAGCGAUAAGAGAUAAAGUUGAUUAUAUCGUUCAAGAAGGCAAUAGAUUAAUAAACGAAUUCCCUGACACCAAGGAUCACAUUGACGAUAAAAAAGAGGACACUUUUUCUGCUUGGGAAGAUUUACAACUUAAAGUUGAACGCGAACGAGAAUUCCUUUUGCAAAGCGAACAGUUGCAAUCAUACUUUGACGAGUACCAAGAAUUAUUGGCCUGGAUCAAUGAAAUGCUAGCUAAAAUCACUGCACCAGAUUUACCGCAAGAUUGUUCGGAAGCCGAACUUCUUAUAGUGAGGCACAAAGAUUAUAAAACAGAAAUCGACAGUCGGAUGCGGGUGUUUUCACAAUUUUACGACAACGGAAACGCAUUCAUAGAGAAAAAUCAUCCUUUAGCGCACGAUAUUGAAGAUAAAAUUACGGUUUUGCAACAAAGGAUUGAACUUUUAAUUAAUAUUUGGAGCCAAAGAAAUAUUAUUUACGAAACCAAUUUGGAUGUGCAACUUUUCAAAAGGGAAGCCAAUACUUUGGAAAGCUGGAUGGUGCUUAGGGAGGAUCUUUUGAGAGAUGGAAAAGUUGGCGAUAGCAUAUCACAGGUGGAAGAUCUAAUCAAAAAACAUCGAGACUUUGAAGAAACAGUAAAAUCCCAAGAAGACAAAUUCGAAGCUCUUAAACGAAUGACUUUAUUAGAAGAGGCGUUCACGCAACAACUCAAACAGGAGCAACUGGCACGCCAAGCGGAAAAAGAAAGAUUAGAGCAAGAAAAAUUGGAGAAACGUAAACGACAGGAAAUGGACCGGAUAACUCAGUUAAGAAGACAAGAAUCUGGAGAUAGGGAGCCACGUUAUUCUGAAAUACCUGAAGAACGUCCAUCGGCUAAUGGAACCAGUCAUUUUGGACCGGCACCAUUGGUAAUGCCCAAUACGUCGUACCAGAAUAGUAACUCCCCCCUGACACCGCCGAUUCGAGUGGUUUCACCCCCACCCGUACCAGGUGCUCCAAUAGUUAAUCUAAGAAAAACCAACUCGGUCGCUCAAAUGUUUGAUAGAGAACGUAUCAGGCGUGGUUCCGAUCAUGGUGUGAAAAGGGCAGAAAGUAUGAAAGUAGGACCUGGUUCUAAGCCUGUGAAGAGGACACCUUCGUUCACUACCAGGAGAAAGGGUUCAUUUAAAUCAAAACACACUGAUGUUGUAUUACCUCCAGUAGAAGCCGAAGCAUUCCUUGAAAGGAAACAAAUUCUUUUGCCUGGAUCUAAACGGGCAUCAAACCGUGCGUGGAAAAAUUCCUACACUGUGCUUUGUGGUCAACUUUUGUGCUUCUUCAAAAACAAAGACGAUUUUGCUGCUAGUAAAGCCAGUGGGGCGCCAUUGAAUAUUCACAACGCGGCCUGUUCGGUUGCCGAAGAUUAUCACAAAAGGAAAUACACCUUUAGAUUGAUAAUAGUAGACGGUUCCGAAUUUUUGUUUUCCUGCGUGUCCGAGGUUGACAUGAUGGAUUGGGUGAAUAAGAUUAAAUUUAGGGCGAGAUUACCACCUAGUCAGCAACUUUUGCAUUUUGAUGUUCCAAAGGAACCCAAUGACGAAAUAAGUUCACAAUCAAGCCGCACAUCUAGUCCAGACGUUGCCGAUUCUGUGGUUUUAAGAAACGAAACCCAUUCAAACAAUGGCAGCGUUGGCUCCUCACAAUCUAGCAGACAUACUUUAGACAGUUACGGAAGUGGUUCUCGAGCAGACUCUCAAAGUUCACCGCCUAGACCAAAUUCAACAAGCGGCGAUCAGAAAAUGUCACACCGUAUUCGUGAACUGUUUGGCAGGAAAAAGCGAAAUUCACAUAUGUAAUUAGGGUUAGACAUAAUAUUAUAAGUUUUGAUUGAAUAGUAGAGUAUCUACUUAAAUUAUUUAAAGAAAUAAGUAUUAAGGAUGCCUUUUUGCAACUGUUGCAAUCUUAUCUGUUUAUACAUAUAAAUAAUGUAGUUAUUUUUUUUUUGUAUAUAAAGAAUUUAAUGUCGUGUUGAAGAUACCAAAUCAAAUUUUAUAGAUUAUUCUAUACAAUAUUUUUAUUUUUUGAAAUAAAAUGAAAUCAGUUUACCAUUAA